Colletotrichum spaethianum is the source of this 1167-nucleotide messenger RNA. RefSeq lists its product as uncharacterized. The record is from RefSeq and is a predicted model, not a curated record. Bases 1 to 1167 code for a protein of 388 amino acids. The transcript has a single exon. NCBI's taxonomy places the organism in Eukaryota, Fungi, Ascomycota, Sordariomycetes, Glomerellales, Glomerellaceae.
AUGCGCCCCUCCGCUCCCCUUCCUCUGCUGUUGUCCGUCUCCACAGCAGCCAACGCGAUCCCCCUCCUCGAUCGUCUGCUGCACCUCCGUGACGCGAAGCCAACAAAGACUUAUUCGGUUGUCAACGUCGAGGGAAGUCCCAGCACCGACAGUCCUGUGGUUGUCACCGUCACCAAGUCACCAGUCCAGAUUACCGUCACGGAGAGGGUCACAGAAACCGCCAGCGAGACCUUGUCUGCCAUCCAGACAACAUCCACAUCGCUCCUCAUCGUCAACGUCGACGCCACUUCUGAUGGAGGGCCAUCUACCGUCACCGUCUACCCAACUGUGACACCGACGGCUAAAUCGACACCUCUUCUGCCCACAUCAGCUUCAACGGCUGCAACAACGGCAGCUGCAGAGACAUCGGUUGCUCCAAGCGCAUUGCCAUCAGCACCCGCGAGUUCAUCGACACUUGUGGUCGAGCCACCGCCGUCUACGGAGACUCAGGCAGCGCCGAGCACAUCGUUGGCGCCCAUUUUCUCCUCCACUGCCAUCAUUCAGCCUCCUCCUCCGUCAACGGAAACUCCAACUAUUCCCAGUGUCUCGCCAUCGCCGUCCGUCAGUCCCUCCACGGGCGGAGUUGAGCCACUUCCCACAACAUGGACCUCGGUAGUUUCGUCGGUGUCCGCGUCUACGGCCGCCAACCCUUCCACAUCAGCGAUUGAGCCUCCCAAGUCGACGGAGACGUGGGUGGCCCCAAGUGACCCGGCAUCAAUUCCGGUCGAAUCAUCCACAACUAUCGUCGAGCCUCCUCCGCCGACGGCUACCCCCAUCCAAUCUACUUACGCUGUACCGCCCGUGGAACCGUCAUCAGUCCCACCUUCAAACACUACUUCGUUAUCCACAUCGAUAACGACAAGCUCAAGCUCUACUGCACUCCCUAGCACCACCUCUUCUGACACUCUUCCGACUCCUACCCAAGCCUACGAGACCACUUCCCAAACCACAUGGGAGCAAGUGCCCAGCUCCAUCACACAACCGUCAACGUUUAUCACCAGCGUCGUCAGUAUCACCACAUCAUCUAUCCCAACCUCUACCCAGAGCUACGACGAUGGAGACUGGUACACCAGUAAAUACCCCGAGUGGAACGGCACCGCCAGUGCGACACCUCGCUACCGCCGGUGA